Thyridium curvatum is the source of this 1104-nucleotide messenger RNA. RefSeq lists its product as uncharacterized. NCBI's taxonomy places the organism in Eukaryota, Fungi, Ascomycota, Sordariomycetes, Thyridiales, Thyridiaceae. The transcript is spliced from 2 exons. The record is from RefSeq and is a predicted model, not a curated record. Bases 1 to 1104 code for a protein of 367 amino acids.
AUGUCCGCCCCAGGCUGCUCUCAUGGCGCUACAGAGCACGCGGACCCCAAAAAGGUGCCGAUUCGUGAUUUUCGCAGUCCUCAUCGCGAGAUCGCAUCCAAAGCAAUCAGGAAUAUCCUAUCCUCAGAGAUUGCUGAGUCAACAUUUGGCCAAAUUAUUGAUGGCCUUCCACUAUCUCAAGUUGCGUUGGAUUGCUACAAAGGUGUAACUUGUCCCGGCCAUCCCCUGAUUGAUGAACACCUUCAAUUGUCGCCUUCUGUGCUUCAGCUAGCUCGACGGCUACGCGACGAGUUUGAUCCGGAUGAUUUUCACGUCGAUUACAUGGUAGGUUGUCCACACGCAGCACGAUCUAUUGGACACUCUUUCCCCUCCAUCAUCCUACUCCAAGCUUUUGCUGACGCCGAGGAGCUUUCGCACGAAUUCCAAGCCGCGGGCCCUGGAUCUCGAGCCUUCAAUACUCGUCUGAUCGAGUUGGUCGCUGUUGCAGUACACGGCAUAGCUGUUUCUCUCUUCAAGAAAGGGCCAGCACGGCCUGCCACGGAUCGUUUGCUUUCCUGGAAACCAGACAAGAAAGUCUAUCCUCCAACCUAUUUCAGACACGAGUGGUAUACUUGCCACGAGCAGUAUCCUGAUGGCGUGGCAGACAUGGCCGGCUACUGGGCAGAAUCCAGAAUAUUCGGUGGAGUUGUCUUGUUUGAUAGGCGCGACCCCGGGUCGACGGCUGGUGUUGAGCCCGAUGCGGUAUACUUCCACUCUGAUAACAGAGAUGUCACCUAUCGGGUUUAUCGACUGCUAGACGACCAGAAGCAACAGCUCUUGGAGUUCUUGUUGUCCGACAGAACACCACCAAGUGAAUGCCCCUUGCCCAUACAUGGGGACAGAAAUAACCGGACUCGAAUUGAUCCGGAGGAACCGAUCGCUGAGACAGGGAUAUAUCGUGACAAAUGGGAGCGUGCCCCUCUUGGACCCAAAGACUACGAUAUCAGACUUAAAGACGUCAUGGACUUGUUCAACUACCUUUCGGAGGAAGAGUUCUUUGAGGCGGGACACCGGGCCUUUGACCUUAGGGAACGGCGUCGCAGAGGAGACUAUCUCGGAUUUUGA